Messenger RNA from Ictalurus furcatus (blue catfish), 7145 nucleotides. RefSeq names its product RAS protein activator like 2 (gene rasal2). NCBI's taxonomy places the organism in Eukaryota, Metazoa, Chordata, Actinopteri, Siluriformes, Ictaluridae. Gene Ontology annotation, biological process: regulation of GTPase activity. The record is from RefSeq and is a predicted model, not a curated record. Bases 1315 to 5478 code for a protein of 1387 amino acids. The transcript is spliced from 18 exons.
AGCUUCGACAUGCCUUUUCUUUAGUAAUGGAGUCUUGCGGGGUGAGCAUGAGCAGUGGAGUGCAUUGCCUAUUGUUUUCUCUGUGACGAUGGCACCUGCUGCCUCCAAGUGUUUCUGGAGCUCUUUCCGAGUGGUCCUUGGCUCUUGGGCUACUCUUCUGACUAUUCUUCUGACUCCCUCGUCAGGAAUCUUGUGAGGAGCUCCUGUGUGUGGCCGGUUGAUGAUGGAGUGAUGUUGCUUCCACUGGCGGAUAAUGGCCCCAAUGGUGCUUACUGGAAGAUUCAGAAGUUUUGAAAUACGUCUGUAUCCGAUUCCAUCAAUAUGUUUCACAACAGUAAGGUUGUGAAGGUCUUGGGAGAGCUCUUUGCUUUUACCCAUCGUGAGAUGUUCAUUCUGUGACACGUUGGUAACGAAAAGCCUUUUUAUAGACCAUCAAUUUACUAACCCAGCUGAUAUUAAUCUGCACAGAUAGGGGGUAUAAUUACUUACAGAUUUCAGCUGGCUCCAUGCCUUACCUUGCCUUGGAGAACUGCUUUUUCUAAGCGUGUUCAAUACUAUUUUUCCCCGUGUCAUUCCUCUUUAUUACACAUAACUCUAUUUAUGGACUUUAAUGUUGUGAAUUCUUUAUAUUUCCUGAUUACUGGAGUUAAUACUGAUAUCUGGUGAAAAUUUCAUGUGAAUAACCUGAUGAAAAAUGUUAACGCGUUCAAUACUUAUUUCCCCCACUGUAUAGUGAAUAAAAUAUAUUAACAUACAUUGAUGUACAUUAGCCCCAAACUAAAUCUAUGCUGUCCAGUGUUUUUUGACUUUGAUUUAUUUAGACAAUAAUUUUUUUUUAAUUCUUUCUUGGCAUCUUUUUUUUUUUUUAACUAAAAUUCAUCCGAAUUUCAUGAGCAAAACCUCAACCAGUGGCACCAUUGUGGGGUUAUGCUGUCUGAUUGGAUAGCAUUAGCAAACGUCAAUGUGUAUACAUACCCCAUUUCCUCCCAGGAAGCAGAGUAGCAGCGCACUGCUGCUCACUUCAAGAAGGAAGUGAUAGCGGAAGCAACAUGUAGUGGAUGUGUUCUUAGACAAAGUGGAAUCUAAACCUUUUAUUGCGCAUCUCCUUCUCUAACAUUUUGCCAUAUAAAUAGGCCACACUGGUUACACCAGUUGACUCGGAUUUAAAACUCCAAUGGCAGACAAGACUGAUUGAAACAAAGGUGAUGAUCUUCAUUUGAAGAACUCUGGCAUUGGAGACUUCGUUGUCUUGCUUGUAUAUUGUGAGUGGGAGCUCUCUACCUCGUGCGAUUAUCUGACUUCUCACUCAUCCAAAUGAGUCUGGAACGGAGAGCUACCCUUGCUGAACAGCUGUUUUCUAGCAGAAACCCAACUCGCUGCCUGGUUGACAGAGAAAGUCCUCAUCGAUGGGGCAUCCUCAGCAGGCCCUUUCUAAAACACCGCUCCAACUCUGCCCCAAUGGAGUCCUUGGACACUCUUCAGAGCAGAAUCCGGUCCAAGCAUCCUGUUCUCGUCCAGGAUCUGACCUGUUCUACCAGGGGCAGCUACACCUUACCUGCCAACCUCCCUGAUGUCCGUAAAGUCACCAGCUCAGGCAUGCUACUGGAACACGUUCCACCUGACCUGCCCCGCUCAGCCUACAAAAGAGCUCCAUAUUUACGUUCAGCCUCUGAACCAGGUACCAGCAUUAUAACAGAACCCCAGCCUCUACAGAGGAAACCGAGUAGCCUUCCAUUUUCUGGGAUACUCUUGUCCAUGUCACGGCGCAUAAGUAGGAUCCUGACAGCCAGAGAGGAGCCAGAGUCUAUGGAGACAGCAGAAGCUGAUGUGAAAGGGCCACCAAGCCACCGCUUCUCCUGUGGCCAGUCACCCUUCUCCGAGCCCAGCAUCUGGGAGAAGAAGUACUGCAUUCUGACCGACAACCAGCUCAUCCUGCUUAACCGUGAGGAAGAGAUGUCUGCGGAGGUGCACGAAAGCCCCACGGUGUCCUCGUCCCAGGGCCGCAGCCUGAGGAGAACAGUCAGCGUGCCCUCUGAAGGACAGUUCCCAGAGUAUCCAGCAGAGGCAGCAUCCAUGUUGGAAGUAUCCUCAGAUCGUUCCCCCAGACGGAGGAGCAUCUCUGGCCUUGGCAGCUCUGACAAGAACAUCUCAGUGGACGGGCCCAACUCCUCACCCUUCAAAGUGCCAGGGUUUUUCAGUAAGCGACUGAAAGGGUCAAUCAAGAGGACAAAGAGCCAGACCAAACUGGAGCGGAACCCAAGCUUCAGGCUACCAUCACUGCGGGCUCCUGAGAACGACAGGUCACGAGGCCUGCCCAAGCUGAAAGAGUCCUGUUCACACGAGUCUUUGCUCAGUCCGAGCAGUGCUGUGGAGGCACUAGACCUCAGCAUGGAGGAGGAUGUGUACAUUAAACCGCUUCACAGCAGCGUGCUGGGACAGGAGUUCUGUUUCGAGGUGACAUAUUCAGGGGGCAGUAAGUGCUUCAGCUGCUCCUCAGCUUCUGAGAGAGACAAAUGGAUGGAGAACAUCAGGAGGACUGUGCAACCAAAUAAGGACAACUGCCGGCGUGCAGAGAAUGUGCUGCGCCUGUGGAUCAUUGAGGCCAAAGACUUGCCACCCAAGAAGAGAUACUUUUGCGAGCUGUGCCUUGAUGAUGUACUGUACGCACGCACCACCAGCAAGGUGCGCUCAGAUUGCCUGUUCUGGGGUGAGCACUUUGAGUUCGGUGGUCUGCCUGCCAUCAGUAGCAUCACCGUGCACGUGUACCGUGACGCCGACAAGAAAAAGAAAAAAGACAAGAGCAACUACGUUGGACUGGUGAACAUCCCGGUGCAGGCCGUGAGUGGGCGCCAGUUUGUGGAGAAGUGGUACCCAGUGAGCACACCCACCAGCAGCAAGGCGAAAGGCGGAGGCCCCUCCAUCCGUAUCAAGUGCCGCUUUCAGAGUGUCGCAAUCCUUCCCAUGGAGCUGUACAAGGAAUUUGCAGAGUUCAUCACCAACAACUACACUAUGCUGUGUUCAGUGCUUGAGCCUGUAAUCAGCGUGAAGAAUAAGGAGGAGAUGGCCAGCGCGCUCGUGCACAUACUGCAGAGCACUGGCCGGGCAAAGGACUUUCUUACAGACCUGGUCAUGUCUGAGGUGGAUCGGUGUGCAGAUCAUGACGUGUUGAUCUUCCGGGAGAACACGCUGGCCACCAAAGCCAUAGAAGAGUAUCUCAAACUUGUGGGUCAGAAGUAUUUGCAUGAUGCCCUAGGAGAGUUCAUCAAAGCUCUGUAUGAGUCGGACGAGAACUGUGAGGUGGAUCCAUCAAAGUGCCCCAGCAGUGAGCUGCCUGAACACCAAAGCAACUUAAAAAUGUGCUGUGAGCUAGCCUUCUGCAAGAUCAUCAACUCCUACUGUGUCUUUCCCCGUGAGCUGAAGGAGGUGUUUUCUUCAUGGAAGCAACAGUGCCAUGCUCGGGGGAAGCAGGACAUCAGCCAAAGAUUAAUCAGUGCCUCACUAUUUCUGCGCUUUCUCUGUCCAGCCAUCAUGUCACCAUCCCUGUUCAACCUCAUGCAGGAAUAUCCUGACGACCGUACCUCACGCACACUCACCCUCAUCGCUAAAGUCAUCCAGAACCUCGCAAACUUCACCAAGUUUGGCAAUAAAGAGGAGUACAUGGCCUUCAUGAAUGAUUUCCUGGAGCAUGAGUGGGCAGGCAUGACCCGCUUCUUGCUGGAGAUCUCCAACCUCGAAACCAUCUCCAACACACCAGGCUUUGAGGGAUACAUUGACUUAGGCCGUGAGCUGUCUCUGCUGCAUGCCCUGCUGUGGGAGGUGGUGUCUCAGCUAGACAAGGGUGACAAUUCCUUCCUGCAGGCGACAGUGGCCAAACUGGGUCCUCUGCCACGUAUCCUGGGUGACAUCACACGCUCACUGUCCAGCCCCACACCAAUCCAGCAGCAGCUGAGACAUUUCCAAGACCAUGGCUCCAUGCACAACAUCAAUGGCAGUGUCUCUUCAGGACUACAGAGGAUAUUUGAGGACCCAAAUGACAGUGAAAUUCGGAAUGCUAAAUCUCCAGUGCAAGAUCAUGUAGAAGUUCUGUCACGUGGAAAGGCACCCUUACUGUGCCAGCAGCCGUCCCUGCACAGCACAAGCUUCUCCGACAAGGACCGAGAGAGCCACCUCCCUAACGGGCGCAGUAUCUCCCUGAUGGACCUACAGGACUCGCACAUUCUUCAUGAUGCCCCACCGAGAAUAGGUCGCGUAGGUUCCCAAGCAUCCAUCGGUCCACUGCCUUCCCCUCUUCCUCACCUCCAUCACCACCAUCCACAGCAACAGCAGGCCAAAGUGGUCACGCUAAGGGAAAACGUACCUCAGAGUGCACCACAGAUCCGCCGGCCUCUGCAACCGUCUUUAAGCCAGCAACGCAGCCUACAGCCUCUCUGCUUUCAGAACCCUGUAUACCAGCUAAGCAACAUGCAUGCACUCCGCUCAGCUCAGACAUCACUUCAGGCCCACUCCAGCUCAGAGAACCUGAGCACAGCAAGCUUGCACAGUGCAAGCCCCAGCACUACACCCAGGAAAAGGUUACCUUCCACCACCAGUCUUGAGGAGGAGGAAGCACGCUCUCCCUGCUGGCAUACAGCCCUAGUUGAAGCCCAGUCAGGGCCACAGGUAAUGGCUGUAGCCAGGCAGAGUGGAGCAGGGACAGCACAUAUUGUAAAGGUGGAACAGCAAAGUAGAACAAAUGGUGGGUUGUCACGCUCACUGCCUCAUAGCACCUCACUACGCAGCAGCAGCAGUGUCAAUACAGACCCAAAACAGCAAAGUGAAGCUAGCUCCAGACAGCAGUCAAUCUGCUCACGAGACAGCCCCAUCCCAAGCAACAGAACUAACAGACAGGUGCACUCUCCUGUCGAGUCGGUCACCAUGUCUCCUGUUGAGCGGACGGCAGCGUGGGUGCUGAAUAAUGGCCAGUAUGAGGAGGACGAGGAGGAUGGCCAGAGCAAGAAGGAAAGCAAGCAUGUGGAGAAGUAUGAGCAAGAGAUCUCAAAGCUGAAAGAGCGGCUGCGUGUGUCUGGCCGUCGCUUAGAAGAGUAUGAACGCCGGCUUGCGGCACAAGAGCAGCAAAUGCAGAGGCUGCUGCUGGAGUACAAGUCUCGCCUGGAGGACAGUGAGGAGCGCCUGCGGCGGCAACAGGAUGAGAAGGACAGCCAAAUGAAGAGCAUUAUCUGCAGGUUAAUGGCAGUGGAGGAGGAGUUGAAGAGAGACCAUGCAGAGAUGCAGGCGGUUAUAGAUGCAAAGCAGAAGAUCAUAGAUGCACAGGAAAAGCGGAUCAGCUCCCUUGAUGCAGCUAAUUCGCGCCUCAUGAGCGCCCUCACUCAGGUCAAAGAGCGCUACAGCAUGCACAACCUUCGCAACGGCAUCUCACCCACUAAUCCCACUAAGCUCUCCAUCACAGAGAAUGGAGAGUUCAAGAACAGCAGCUGCUGAUCAGGACGUUCGCACUUGUCGAACUGUGCUAGUCCAUGCUCAGACACAGGAUCACUAACACCAGUUAGACUUUGGACUGAGAUGCAGUGUUGGUGGCCAUGUUCUCUGACUACUACAUAAAAUCUUAUGCAAGGAAUGUCUGGUUACAAUGUAUAUAGAUUGUAUCUUGCAUUGGGCUUGUACAGAAAGGAGUCAAUCAUUUUAGAAGAGUUUUAAAUUGGUUUAGAGAUGUACUGUUAUACUGCGUCAGUGAUUUUAUGUUUUAAAUACUGAUAAUACCAUACAUGAGGGUUAAGAUUGCAGUCUAAAAGAUUUUUAAGUAUUGUGAAACUAAGAUAUAUAUGAUAUGAUAUAUUGAGGAUAUGUACAUAUCAGAUAAUGGAACUGUUUUUAAAAUAAAAUAAGAAAAAAAGAAAGAUGCCAUGAAAGCACAUAGAAGAGGUUUUUGUAGCUCUUACUCAUGUGGACAAACAAACAGAAGGCAGUUUUAUGCACUCGAUUUUAUAACUCAAGUUUUCCAUGUUUUUGAUCUCCAAUUUGAACUGCUUUAUUUGAACUCAGGUUGGGUUUUGUUGUUGUUGUUGUUGUUGUUGUUUGCUUUAAUAUUAUCUGAUUUAAGUUCAGGUUCAGAAGACAAACUGGCUGACUGUUUUUUUUUAUUUUUAUUUGGGGGGGGUCACAUCAGCUUUACACCAAUGAAAUAACAAAAAGUCACCAAUAAUUUGUGACUGAAAAUGACAGAAAUAUAUUUGUUUCAUGCUAUACUAUAUGGCUAAGACUUUGUGGACACCUGACCAUCACACCCAUGUGUGCUUUUUGAACUUCCCAGUCUAGUUUUUCCCCCUUUGCUGUUACAAUACCUCCACUCUUCUCUGAAGGCCUUCCACUAGAUUUUGGAGCGUGGCUGUAAGGAUUUUCUCAUUCAGCCACAAGAUCAUUAGUGAGGACAGGCAUUGAUGUCGGUGGAGGAGGCCUGAGACACAAUCAGUGUUCCAGUUCAUCCCAAGGGUGGGUUGAAGUCAAGCCUUUGUGCAGGUCACCAGAGUUCCUCCACUACCAACUUGGCAAACCAUGUCUUCAUGGAGCUCAUUUUGUGCGCAGGGGCAUCGUCAUGCUGGAACAUGUUUGGGCCUCUUGGUUCCACUGAAAUGAAAAUUUAAUGCUACAGCAUACAGAGGCAUUCUAUACAAUUAUGUGUUUCCAACUUAGUGGCAAUAGUUUGGGCAAGAACCAUGUAUGGGUGUGAUGGUCAGGUGUCCACAUACUUUUUGGCCAUGUAGUGUAUUAAGUAUGUUUUCAGCUUUAUCCCUCUGGUGUAAAUUUACACUUAGUGCAGUCUAGAGUGUUGAUGCAUCACCAGUGUUUCCCAUUCAUAGCCUAAUAAAUACAUCGUCAGUCCUAACUAAUCCACUCUCAACGUCCUGCUUCUUUAUACAGUGGCUCGGACAGAUAUUCUGUCAGAUCAUCAGUUUCUUUCAAAGCCCUGCUCUUUUACAAUCUUAUUUCAUGUUUGCCAAUGACUACUGUUUAUCCACACUGUUUUGCCAUUAUGGCCUCACUCUGAUGUAAACAAUAUUUUGUAGCACAGAGACGCUGAAUUUUUGCCGUUGUCACUGUUCUGUAACAUUAUAACAAGAUUGUGAGGAAUAAAGAUGGUUGACACUCCA